CAAGGGAACAUGGAAAAAGUCGUCCUUCUUCUGUCCACUAGUCAAUGGAUCACCUUCUGUAAAGGAUUUUCCUGCCAUUAAAUCUGGAGAAAGAAAAAUAAGCACUCAAACCUGCACAAGCAAGUAUUCCUCCUCGACUCCUGCUCACCACCCCACCCCAUCCCCCAUUACUUCUCUGUCGGACCAUUUUUAGCAUCUGCGGCUGCCGGACUCGGGAGAUGGAUGGGCUGGGGGAGCCGAAGGGCACCUCGGAGGAGGAGCAGGACCAGGCAGAGCCCCAGGACAGUAAGCGACAUUUGGGGACGAUUCACGGAUGCUUCUCCGCAGUGGUUUCCUCUCUGGCCGUUUGCUUGCUGGGUUGUCAGGAGGGAUUCCACAGCUGGGUGGUUCUAAGCCACCAGAUACGUGAAAGGCCACAGGAUGCUGGUGCUGCUAUUGCAUGCGGUGGUCCUCGGCCUGCCCAGCGCCUGGGCAGAGGACGCGUGCAUGCGCACCUGCCCGGCCGCCUGCGCCUGCAGCAGCACCGAGCGCGGCUGCUCCGUGCGCUGUGACCGCGCCGGCCUCCUGCGGGUGCCCGCCGAGUUUCCGUGCGAGGCGGCCUCCAUCGACCUGGACCGGAACGGCCUGCGCUUCCUGGGCGAGCGGGCCUUCGGAACGCUGCCGUCGCUUCGCCGCCUGUCGCUGCGCCACAACAACCUAUCCUUCAUCACGCCCGGCGCCUUCAAGGGCCUGCCGCGCCUGGCCGAGCUGCGCCUGGCGCACAACGGCGAGCUGCGCUACCUGCACGCGCGCACCUUCGCCGCGCUCAGCCGCCUCCGCCGCCUCGACCUGGCCUCCUGCCGCCUCUUCACGGUGCCUGAGCGCCUCCUGGCCGAGCUGCCCGCCCUGCGCGAGCUCGCCGCCUUCGACAACCUGUUCCGCCGCGUGCCCAGCGCGCUGCGCGGCCUGGCCAACCUGACGCAUGUGCACCUGGAGCGCAGCCGCAUCGAGGCGGUGGCCUCCAGCUCGCUGCAGGGCCUGAGGCGCCUGCGCUCGCUCAGCCUGCAGGCCAACCGCGUCCGCGCCGUGCACGCGGGCGCCUUUCGCGACUGUGGCGCCCUGGAGCAUCUGCUGCUCAACGACAACCUGCUGGCCGAGCUGCCGGCCGAAGCCUUCCAAGGCCUGCACCGCCUGCGCACGCUCAACCUGGGCGGCAACGCUCUGGGCCUCGUGGGGCGCGCCUGGUUCGCCGACCUGGCGGAGCUCGAGCUGCUCUACCUGGACCGCAACAGCAUCGCCUUCGUGGAGGAGGGCGCCUUCCAGAACCUCUCGGGCCUCCUCGCUCUGCACCUCAAUGGCAACCACCUCACUGUGCUGGCCUGGGCCGCCUUCCAGCCUGGCUUCUUCCUGGGCCGCCUCUUUCUCUUCCGCAACCCGUGGCGCUGUGACUGCCGCCUGGAGUGGCUUCGGGACUGGAUGGAGAGCUCGGGGCGCGUGGCCGACGUGCCGUGCGCCUCCCCGGGCUCCGUGGCCGGCGUGGACCUCAGCCAGGUGGCCUUUGCGCGCUCUAACGAUGGCCUCUGUGUGGAUCCCGAGGAGCUGAACCUCACCGCGUCCAGUCCGGGCCCGUCCCCAGAGCCUGCGGCCACCACCGUGAGUAGGUUCAGCAGCCUCCUCUCCAAGCUGCUGGCCCCGAGGGCCCCGGUGGAGGAGGUGGCCAACACCACCGAGGGUCCGCUCAACACCUCUCUGGCUGACAGCCUUCUCUCCAGUGGGGUGGUUGUUUCGGGCCACAGCACCCGGUUUCUCCUCGGCUCUGGUCUCCUGCUCAGCGUGGUGUUUGCCCUACACACGGAGUGACCUUGCGCUUGGGGUGGCUCAGAUUGCCGUGGCCAGCAGAGGAAAGUUGAAUUCACUGGGCCUGAGGGUGUUUGUGGUGGGGGAGAGGGGAACCGGAUGGGGCAGGUGGUGAAAAUUCCAACCCAGGAUGGAAGCGACAGUUAACUUCCAGAGAUGGCCCUAGGAAGAGGAGAGCCCUGGGCAGUGCCGCGCCCGGAUGGGGUGGAGGUGGGGAGAAGAAUGGAUUUCUGCUCCUGUCACCUGGGCAUCAAUUGUACAAGAGAAGCAAGAGUGAACAUGGGCCCUCCAGUGAACAGACGAGGAAUUGGAAGUUCCUAGGUCUACAGGGCUCCACCCUCAUCCCCUGCCCCCAUCUCCCAGGACACGGAGACUGCAGUGCCUGAAUUAGAGUCAAUCAAGUGGCUAAAUACUAAGAACUGUGCUAGUUUUUCUGGCAGGACAGCCCAUUAAGCCCAGUCCCUUUGUUUUCUACCACAGUUGUCCCCCCCCCCCCGGGGGGUGGGGGUGGGCAUGGGCCACUACAAUCCAGGAAUAUGGAAAGGACAGGAGAGGAGAGAAGGGGGAUGUGAGAGGAACUUUAGACUCGAAGGGGGGUGGCCAUGGGUCUUGGGGUCUGGAAUGUGUUAGGAGGCAUUGAAAACAAAGACCCGUUUCACUUACUCCACAAUUAUUCCCAGGGGUGGCCUUAGCCACAAAGCAGCUU
Messenger RNA from Hyaena hyaena (striped hyena), 2542 nucleotides. RefSeq names its product nyctalopin (gene NYX). The transcript has 4 exons. Lineage: Eukaryota; Metazoa; Chordata; Mammalia; Carnivora; Hyaenidae. Gene Ontology annotation, molecular function: protein binding. Gene Ontology annotation, cellular component: extracellular matrix; plasma membrane. The coding region runs from base 421 to 1839 and encodes 472 amino acids. The record is from RefSeq and is a predicted model, not a curated record.